Molecule: messenger RNA, 1623 nt
Organism: Gamsiella multidivaricata
Lineage: Eukaryota; Fungi; Mortierellomycota; Mortierellomycetes; Mortierellales; Mortierellaceae
Exons: 5
Coding region: 131-1378 (415 amino acids)
Cellular component (GO): endoplasmic reticulum
Source: RefSeq, a predicted model, not a curated record
CCUAUCCUUAGUUGAACGCAUUCACUUUUCGCGUCGCUUCAUCCUAAUUCACACACUUUUCAAGGCCGACGAGGAAGAGGACCCUUUCAGGAGAAUAACAGCAAGCAGCAGCACCCUACAGCAUAUCGCCAUGAAGUUUUCCGUAUUAUCCUUGUCCGCACUGCUGUCGACGCUCGUGUACAGCGCCUCAGCAGCAUCGUCACCAGAGGCACCCGCAACCGUGUACUUUUACUCGCAUGGACGCCCCUCGACCUCCGGUACCAUCAACACUAAUAACGGUAAUAAGUUGCCUUCGCUGAGCUUGAAGGAGACCCGCGCAACACUCGCGCACCUUAUGAACUUGGGCCAGCUCACCAAGGACGAGACAUUCGUGGACAUGCAUGGACCGAUUCAGCAGGUGUUCGACCAGCCCGGCAUGGCGAGGAAGGAUCUGUUCGAGACUAUGGGAGGCAAUCUCGUCAUGGUUGUGGAGGGCGUCCAUAGUCCUCAAGAUCUGUUGCCUUCGUUCGACCCUGCGUUCACGGUCGACUCGAGCGAGGGUCUUCAAGAUGUGAUUACAGAGCUCGGCAACACUGUGCCUUCUCAGGAUCGAUAUCUCUUCAACACUCACAAGUCGUCCAAGUCAGGGGAUGCAUUGGUGAAUGAGCACCUCGUUGCGGUGCACCAUGCCGACGUCGACGUUUCUGUGUUUGAUCUUAACAAGAGAGCUGAUGCAUUGUUUCUGGAAGAGUCUGAAUCAUUGAGCAACUAUUUUGAAUCGUACAAGAAGACGCACAACAAGCAUGAUCAGGACUCGGAUUUCGUCCGCAUCACCCUCAAGGGUCUCGCUGCCCUCGCUGCCGAGCACGGUGUCGACUCUGUUCAGUACAAGGCCGCUCAGCAAAUCUUGAAGGAGUUCUUGCAGCUGAUACUCAUCCCGGAGUUUGAGCAGAUCCACAAGACCUACACUACGACCUUCAUCUUGGUCGCACCCACGACCAACCACCUCGGAUCCGAACUCCACGAGGAUUUCUCGUCAACAUCGCCUUUCUCGCACAAUCCCCUGAGGAAGCGUGCGCUCCCCUCGACGGGUAACUGCUUCGCGACCGAGGCCGACUGCCAGGCGAACACGAACGGAUGCAAUCAGCACGGUGCCUGUGUGUUGAGCACGGCCGCGAACUGCUACCAUUGCAAGUGCGAAAAGAUCGACAACACUCAGUACGGAGGCAACACCUGUGAUAAGAUCGAUAUCUCGAUUCAGUUCCAUUUGUUCUUCUGGCUGGGAUUGGGAUUGAUCUUGGCGGUCGUCCUUGCUGUGGGAUUGAUCCUCCAGAUGGGUAAUCAGUCCCAAGGAGGCGUGCCCGUUGGACCGACAAGGGCAGAGUUGAAGAGGGAUUAAAGGGCCAAAUGAUGGAGGAAUGGAGAAUAGAAAAGGGAUUUUGGAACUCUUUUUGGGUUUAUGAUGAGGAACGUCGCUGAAAGCUGCGAGCAAAGGCAGCCUUGACAAAAUAAAAAGCAAUGCAAAACGAACUUUUUCCUUUUUUUUCAAAUAGUUAGCGACUUUUACUUGGUGUGCUAGCAUGAUUUAAUUAAAGGCUGCAGUCUGAUUUUAACCCAGAAUCAGCACAGCGCAGAACAAAUUCA